AUGGCCAAAGCCAGGACUGAGUCUGAAAGGCGAGCCGCUCUUACCAAGGGUAGGGCUCCGCACGAGCUACCUUGGUAUAAAACAGAUUUCGAAGAGGUGCCGGAACCUGCGAAGACCAUCCUGGAGAAUUAUAGCAAGAUUCCACCAGAUCAGGUGCUACAGCAUGUGAAAGAUGUGCGGGAUCGCGCUUUCGAAGUGUUCCCUUAUCCUUGUAUCGGGUCAUUCCGGUUCCUGGAUAUGAGUAUCCCCAAGUUACCAGUCUACCCUGAGAUUCUCGAACGAUUGAAAUCAGGCCAGAAGCUUCUGGAUAUGGGCUGUGCUAUUGGACAAGAGCUGCGGCACCUGGCUUACGACGGUGUCCCAUCCGAAAAUUUAUACGCCUCUGACCUCCACAAAAAAUUCUUUAACAUGGGCUAUGACCUCUUCGCGGACCGUGAAACCCUCAAAUCCAAGUUCAUCGCAUCUGACAUCUUCGACGAUGACUCCGAUCUCGUGAGAGACCUCACUGGUAAACUGGAUAUCAUCAACACGGCCUCGUUCUUUCACCUGUUCGGUUGGGACCAGCAGAUAGUUGUUGCCAAGCGCGUUGUUAGCUUGCUUCGUGCACAGCCUGGUUCACUUCUGAUUGGACGCCAGGUUGGGUGUGCUGAUCCUGACGAUACUAAUAAUGAGGGCAAGGAGUCACUGAUUUACCGCCAUAAUCUGGAGACAUGGAAGAGCCUUUGGAGACAGGUUCAGGAGGAGACCGGGACGCAAUGGGAGAUUGAGGGGGGAUUUGAGGAUUGGAGUGCCUAUACUAAAGGUGUAAUGAGGGUUCUCCAUGGCGAUAACCCCAUUAGGAUUUGGUUCGUUGUGAGGCGGGUUUAG
This is a messenger RNA of Penicillium pulvis, 867 nucleotides long. RefSeq lists its product as uncharacterized. Lineage: Eukaryota; Fungi; Ascomycota; Eurotiomycetes; Eurotiales; Aspergillaceae. The record is from RefSeq and is a predicted model, not a curated record. The coding region runs from base 1 to 867 and encodes 288 amino acids. The transcript is spliced from 4 exons.